This is a messenger RNA of Centropristis striata (black sea bass), 2092 nucleotides long. It is a transcript of the gene ing1, whose product is annotated as inhibitor of growth family, member 1. The coding region runs from base 178 to 1107 and encodes 309 amino acids. Gene Ontology annotation, cellular component: nucleus. The transcript is spliced from 4 exons. Gene Ontology annotation, biological process: positive regulation of DNA-templated transcription. NCBI's taxonomy places the organism in Eukaryota, Metazoa, Chordata, Actinopteri, Perciformes, Serranidae. The record is from RefSeq and is a predicted model, not a curated record.
AAGAAGCUAACAGCUAACACUAGCUUGUGUUGAGCCAGCGGUAAGAGCUGAGCUGGUGGUCGACUCUACACACGACCUAGCGUGGGCUAUAACAGCUGCUUCACCAAGUAUUAAACGUUUGUUGCAGGAAAAACUACUCACGUUAAUACCGACACAGGUGUCUGGGAAGGAUCCACGAUGUUGAACCCUACCAAUGGCGACCCGAGCCACGUUGUUGUGAAUUAUGUUGAGGAGUAUUUGGACCUGGUGGAGUCCCUACCCUUUGACCUGCAGAGGAGUGUGUCCCUCAUGAAGGAAAUUGAUGCUAGGUAUCAAGAUGUUCUAAAGGAGCUUGAUGAUGCUUAUGAACGAUAUCGCCGGGAGUCUGACACACUUCAGAGACGAAAGCUUCAGUUAUCCAUUCAGAGAGCGCUGAUCCGCAGUCAAGAGCUUGGAGAUGAGAAAAUCCAGAUUGCCGGGCAAAUGGUCGAGUUAGUUGAGAACCGAACACGACAAAUCGACUGGCAUUCUGAACUUCUCCUUUCCUCUCAAGAAGUCCCUGAGAGUCACGUUCCCACAGCAACGUCGUUGACAACUAAUACAGCAUCCAUGAUGUCGUCGUCGUCGUCAUCAUCAGCCACCGUUACUCCAGGCAAAACCGGCCACCACGACAAGAAGCGCGACGAGGUCACCCCAGGCUCCGGGGGCGGAGAUAAAGCCGGAGGUAAACGCUCAAGACGUCAGAAAAACGGAGAAAACCGGGAAAGUUACAGUGGUCUGGAUCACGCAGAGGAAACAGGAGUUGGGGCAUCCCGGGAAAAGAGAGCCAAAACCUCUUCAAAGAAGAAGAAAAGGUCAAAAGGAAAGUCUGAGAGAGAAGUGUCACCCCCAGACCUGCCCAUCGACCCAGAUGAGCCGACAUACUGCCUGUGUGAGCAGGUGUCCUACGGUGAGAUGAUCGGCUGUGAUAACGAUGAAUGCCCUAUCGAGUGGUUUCAUUUCUCCUGUGUUGGGCUCCAUCAUAAGCCCAAAGGCAAGUGGUACUGUCCCAAGUGUCGGGGAGAGAACGAGAAAACCAUGGACAAGGCCUUAGAGAGGGCCAAGAAGGAAAGGGCUUACAACAGGUAGCUCGCUCCAUCCGGCCCAAUGAACACUUCUGCGUAAAAAUUGUAUUUUAUGUCUCGUCUUUGUUUCCAUUUUGUUUCUGUCAAUACUGUUAACAAGAGUAAUGAUUUCAUGAGAGGGAUGUUGUAAAUAGUUAUUUUUAUAACUGCAGCAUAGCUAAGAAACAAGACUGCUGCAUCCUGGUUCUGAUUAUUGUUAUCAAAGGACACAGUACAGUACAACGUGCAUGUAACUCACAUCCUCUGUUUUCAUCAUGCAUGCAACAGCACCCACGCGGUUAUAUAUGCUCAAUAAACAGAAUGUUUCUAAACAAAGAAUUUUAGAAUGUUUUUGACAACAUAAAGAGUGAAGAAUAUUUUCUAUCACUUUGUGGAUUAGCAGAAAGUAGCAUACAUUCCAUGGGCACUUGUUUUUAAAGUAGCUUUAAUAUUUUUUAUAAUAUUGUAUCUAACAAUGUGAAGGGGUCAUUGUAGGAAUGAAACUACAGAUCAUCACCCGAAUCUGCAACACGACUCUUUACAGAGCAGAAGCAAUAUCCGCUCAUUGUUUAGCUGUCCCGCCCUCAACUUUAAUGUUUGGGUUCACUCUAAGUCUUUAGCAGCAACAAAGGGCUAUAAUGCCAUUGUUCAUUACCUGCUCAGCACCAAACAGCCUUCAUUUGUCAAAGACUUGAAUACAUUUGUAGUGAGUUCUAAGUAAGCCAUGAAAGAUCACAUCUUAAUGACAACUUGACACUGGUGCUGAACCGUGUUAUACCAUAAACUUCAAACUAUACAAUUUUGAUAGUGGCAUAUCUGGCCUGUUUAAUACCUAUACCUAUGAGUGGAAACACCUGCAGCUCAGCAGUACAAUUCUCCAGUCCUUUCAAAUAGUCGUGUAUAAUCACUUUGCCUUUAACGAGAGGUCACAACUCCAUGUUGCGAGUGUGAAUUUAACCAGUUUACCUUAUAGGCAGUGUCUCAUUUGUGGGUUAUCUUGACAUCAAUAU